GAGUUGAAUAUGUAAAUGCUAAAUAUUGUUGUUACUGAAAACUGUGUUCAUGCAUAUGCUGAAUGUAUGUUGAAACACCGGAACUUGACAGAAGAUGUUAUUACUCUAACAUGCACUAUGUUCAGCCAGUUGAAAACCCAAUCCAUAAUGUUAUGUUUGACUUUGCUUUGUAUAUCAGCUUUGUGCAGUUGCAGUUUUAUUGGUAAACCUAAUAGUUCUUCGACUAGGAGAUUUCCGCCAUCGAAGCAUUUUAUCCAUUCCACCGGAGCUUGUUAUUCUGCAGAGCGAGAUUACUAUGAAAUUCUAGGUGUAUCUAGAGAUGCUAGUCGAGAUGAGAUUAAGAAGGCUUUUCAUGCGCUUGCAAAAAGGUACCAUCCAGAUGCCAAUAAGAAUAAUCCUUCUGCCAAGAGGAAAUUUCAAGAGAUAAGAGAUGCAUAUGAGAUUUUGCAAGAUCCACAGAAGAAAGCACAAUAUGACAUGAUGAAGGAGCAACCUAGCAGCACAGAAGAUAUGAAUUAUAAUUAUGGGAAUGUCAAUGAUUUUAGAUAUUCUUAUAGCACACAGUUCUCUGAUUCGUUUCAGAAAAUUUUUUCUGAGAUAUUCGAAAAUGAGGCUGAAAAUUUGACACAAGACAUUCAGGUGGAGCUUUCUCUCUCUUUUCCUGAAGCUGCUAAAGGAUGCACAAAACAUCUGUCAUUUGACGCAGAUGUUCCAUGUGAUUCUUGCCAUGGUAGGGGCUAUCCAUUGCAUUCCAAGCCUAAAGUAUGUCCAACUUGUCAAGGAAUUGGGAGAGUUACAAUCCCUCCUUUUACAGCAACUUGCAGUACCUGUAAAGGAUCUGGACGAGUUAUUAAGGAACGUUGUAGGGCAUGCAAAGGAUCAGGAGUCGUUGAGGCCACUAAAGACGUUAAAGUAACUAUACCCGGCGGUGUUGACUCUGGUGAUACUAUUCGUGUGCCGAAAGCUGGUCAUGCUGGCAAGCGAGGGAUGCAACCAGGCAGCCUAUUUAUAAAGCUAAAGGUUGCUAAAGAUCCUGUUUUUGCUAGAGAUGGAGCAGACCUUUAUGUGGAUUAUCAUAUCAGCUUUACAAAAGCUAUUCUUGGUGGUAAAGUUGAGGUACCAACUCUAUCGGGAAAGACACAGAUACAGGGCAGCUCGAUGCACGAAGCAUCCCGCAUUGACGCAGGGUCCCGGGGAUGAGCCGCACAGCCUACCCUAACGCAUGCGACGGUGGCUGAUUCCACGGUCAAACCUGUGACCUAUAGGUCACACGGAGACAACUUCACCAUUGCUCCAAGGCUCCCCAUCCAAUUGUAAUUAAAAAAAAUUCAAGUGCACUGUCUUUGUGAACUAUCUGUAGUGUAAGAUACGAAGUAAAAAUGGAUUUUAUGAGAUUGACAGACAGUACUGCAUUUUAAGUUGCUCUGACUUGGGAAAUGUGCCUACUAUUUCCUUCACUUUCUGACUCCUCUUCCGGUGGAAUUUCACUCCUUUUCUGGUGAAAUUUUUUCCUUGGAAUAACAUGGGGGAAAAGCUCUUUUUUAUUUCAGAUGACAAAUCCUACGAGCUUAUCGACAUCAGUGAAGAUAAUGAAAGGUGGUUUUUAUGGAUUGAAAGGGGCAGCAGAUUUACAAGUAGAAUAAAGAUCUAUGAGGACAACAUCAGAUGGGUAUGUGAGCAGAUGUACCAAGCUUCACGGGGUUUUGUGAAUCUUUACAGAAGGUGGGGGAGAAAGAUACAAGCUUAUUUAUACAGGGUGUAUCAAAACUAUAAUGUUUACUGCAGAUACAUCAGAAUUGAAACUUGGAUUGGAGACAGAAAAUCAGCAAUAAUAAUACUGGAAAAUGAUUACAACAGGGGGUGGGCAGAUAUAGCUGGGAGAAUAUUACAAUUUUUGGGGAAUGCCUCUAACUAUAAGUUAAAAAAGUUUGCAGAUGUGCAAAAGAGGUCCUUUCUAGCUGCUGCAAAUAUUCCUCAAUGGCCUAUGCAAGCUACCGAGCAAGGUGUUGCUGCUGAUGAUGAGAGCUCCCAAUUUCUCUUCAAGUGUCUGAUUGGAUGCUUCAAUGAUCCUUUUAACCAAAGCCCCAAAUGAAGUCAUCCAAAAAUGGUUUAUCACAAGGUGGAAAGUAACUGCCGGCCUCAGGGUCACUCCGAUGGCUCACAACCAGUUCCUUUUCGAGCUGCCAUCGAGACAGGAAGCAGCCAGGGUAAAAGCAGGGGAUUGGUUCUGGAAUGGUAGACACUUAUCUCUUGAGUGGUGGUCUCCGGAAUUUGGGUCAUCUCCGGCCAACGGUGACGUGGGGCAAAAGUGGAUAAAAGCCUUUGGAAUUCCUCUGCAUGGCUGGAUAUCAACUACAUUCCGCUACAUAGGAGAUAAGUAUGGUGGAUUCAUAGGCACCGAUGAGGAUACAAAAAACAGGACGCACAUGUUCUGAGCCAGAAUCUGUGUAAAAGACAAAGAGAUGAGCUGCCCAGGAGUCGUCGAUUUAAAAAUAGGCAAUAUGAGCUACAAAAUUUCAGUUUUGGAGGAUGUAAUCACAAAAAUUGCCAGUCCCGGCGAGGCUUCAGUUGUCGUCGGAGUAGAGAGGGUGGCAGCUUCUGAUAACCCUUCCUCGAGCCAAGUGAAGGACCUAUUGAACAACCUAGCAGUCUUUAACUGCAUUAGACCUAGCAGCUUUAAUUCAAAAGUGGAUGAGGUGGCAACCACAUUCUCAGGGAAUACCAUCAAGAUGCCAGAUAUUAGGCAUUCUAAAGCAACAUGCCCCGAGAUGCCAGCUGUUAGGCAUUCUAAAGCAAAUGGCCUCAAGAUGCCAACUGUUAGGCAUUCUAAAGUAAAUGGUGGGGUCAAAGACGGCUAAAAAUUUGGGCCAUUUAGUGGAUCGUGAAUGUUAUGAAAAGGGCCCAAAAGGUAAGCAAGUACCAAGGGGUAAAUUAACAAAACAGAUCUGGAGAGCAGCUGGGCCUAAAUUUGACUCAUGUGUUUUGAAGCCUAAUCCCUACAUCUCUGUAAACUAUUUUGAUCCAUUAAUGGAGGAAUUAGAAGCUUCUUUCUCAGAAGGGCCUAGUGCCAAACCUUCUUCACUGACUCGAUGCGAUUACCCCUCAGAGGCAGACGACGAAGGAGAAAAGAUAUUGCACAAAAUCUGCAGGAGAGCACCACAAUCAACUGAAGCUUUAAGUAGUUCGGAUGUCGAGGUCUCUUCUUGUGAUACUCUUGCUCUCCCAUGGUAUGAACAUGGCUCUUCAAGCAUGCAAGUAAUUGAUACCCCGAAUAUUUACGAACAUACAAGAUGGACAAAAGUUGUGAUGUUAAAGGCUUGCAAGGCUUUUGGGGUUAACGUAGAAGGGUUUGAACAUGAGAUUAUAGAUAUCAUCCUCCGAAUGGAUCAGAAACGGCAAAUGCAGCUGCAGAAGCAAAAGUCACCUGGCAGGGACAAAAAAAAAGGGUAAGAAGAAGCAAGAAAAAGAGCUAGAAAGGCUGACAUGGGGCCUAAAUUACGAGGGCAAGAGGAAAGGGGAUAGGGACAGGUUUUACAAAGCUUUUUCUGAAUGAAAGUAAAAAUAUUAAGCUGGAACGUGCGGGGAUUGAACGAUGCUGAUAAAAGGACUACAACUACAUCACUGAUUCAGAAGUGGAAGCCAGAUAUUGUUUGUUUGCAAGAAACAAAAAUUGAAGAAUUUCCAGUAACCUGGAUUAGACAAAUAUGGGGUAAUCGUUGGGUAGAGUGGGCAGAGUUGAAAUCUAUAGGGAACAACAGUGGAGGAAUUAUCAUCUUAUGGGACAAAAGACAGUGGGUAAACAUGGGUACUCAUCAAGGUUACUACACUCUAUCAUGCAUGUUAGAAAGUACGCAUGAAGAAUUCAGCUGGUGUUUUACAGGGGUGUAUGGGCCACACACAAAUCCUGAAAGAGAGGAACUAUGGCUAGAACUUGCAGCAAUCGGGUCUAUCUGGAAUGAGCAAUGGGUAAUUGAGAGUGAUUUCAAUGUUUGUAGGUAUGAAAGUGAAAGAUACAACUGUGUUAGAAGGUCCAGGGCCAUGGUAUCUUUCUCAGAAAUCAUUCAAGACCUACCUGGGUAUUAUAGACUUGCCUCUACAGGGAGCUUAUUAUACCUGGUUCAGAGGUGAAGACUCAUUGCAAGCAUCGAUAAUAGACAGGUUCUUAAUUUCUCCUGAAUGGUGUGAUAGUUUCAAAGCUAUCAAGCAGCUAGCCCUUCCAAGAGUGAUCUCUGAUCACAAGCCCAUGCUUCUUGAGAGUGGUGACUGGGAAGCCACCCCUUCUUACUUCAAAUUCGAAAAUAUGUGGCUGCAGAUAAAGGGUUUCAUUGAUAAGGUUAAAAACUGGUGGCAGAGCUAUUUGAUAGGAGGCAGUCCAGAUUUUAUACUUGUGCAGAAACUGAGAAGGCUCAAGGCAGACAUCACUAAUUGGAACAGAGAGGAGUCUGGCAGACUGGAAACACACAAGAAUAAAUUACUGGAGGAAUUAGCAAUGCUGGAGCAAGUAACAGAGAACACGGCCCAGACACGAGUUGAAAAGGAGAAACUAAUGCAGCUAAGAGUGGAGUUACAACAAAUCGCAAAGGUUGAGGAGGUCUCAUGAAGACAAAAAUCAAGAUGCCUAUGGCUAAAAAAAGGUGACAGGAACACUAAAUUCUUUCAGAAAAUGGCUAACUCCCACAGAAGGAACAAUUGCAUUGACAAAUUGAAGAUAAGGGAGGAAAUCACUGAGGACAAAGAAUCCAUCAAAACUGAAAUCCUAAACUUUUAUCAGGGGCUCUAUUCAAAAAAAGAACAAUGGAGACCUAGUGUCAACUUUGGAAACCUAGCUAGAAUCUCGAUGGAGGAAGAGGUGUGGCUGGAAAGAGCCUUUGAAGAGGAAGAGGUGAAGGCAGCCAUCAAUUCUUGUGCACCAGAUAAAGCCCCAGGGCCUGAUGGCUACACAAUGGCAUUUUACCAAAAAACAUGGGACUUUAUCAAGCCCGACAUCAUGGCAGCAGUCAAUCAUUUCCACUAUAACUGUUAUAUGGUCAAAUCCAGCAAUGCCUCAUUUAUUGCACUUGUUCCCAAGAAAAAAGGUGCAAUAGAGCUCAAGGACUUUAGACCAAUAAGCCUUAUUGGAAGUGUGUAUAAGAUAUUGGCUAAACUUUUAGCAGAAAGGAUAAAGACAGUGAUGGGGAAGCUUAUCUCAGGGGAACAGAAUGCAUUCCUAAAAGAUAGACAGAUUACUGAUGCAUCACUCAUUGCAAAUGAACUACUGGAUGAGAGACUAAAAAGUGGAGUCGCUGGAAUUUUAUGCAAACUAGACAUAGAGAAGGCAUUUGAUCAAGUUAGUUGGUCUUAUCUACUGUCAACACUAAGGGGAAUGGGGUUUUGUGAAAGAUGGUUAAGGUGGAUCAAGUUCAGCCUAACCACUGUCAAGUAUUCAAUCCUUAUUAAUAGAUCUCCAAUUGGCUUUUUCUCCCCUCAGAAAGGGAUUAGGCAGGGAGACCCUCUCUCACCUUUUCUCUUCAUCAUAGCAAUGGAAGGCUUGAGCAAAAUGCUUGAUAAAGCAAGACAAUUAGAAUGGAUUGAAGGGUUCAAGAUAAACAACAAUUCAGGGAAUUCAAUCUAAGUCUCACAUCUACUAUAUGCAGAUGACACACUAAUCUUCUGUGGGGCUGAAAAACUGCAACUGCAAUACCUUAAUCUAACCCUACUUAUUUUUGAAUCUAUUUCAGGUUUGCACAUAAACGUGCUGAAAAGCAUGAUAUACCCUGUCAAUGUGGUACCUAACUUGGAGGAACUGGCAGGUAUAAUGAGUUGUGACAUUGGCUCAUUUCCUACUACCUAUCUUGGACUACCCUUGGGAGCCAAACAUAAGUCAGUGGAGGUGUGGAAUGGUGUGAUUGAGAAAGUGGAGAAAAGAUUAGCAACUUGGCAGAUGCAGUAUCUCUCAAUGGGUGGAAGGGUGACUCUGAUUAAUAGUGUCCUGGACAGCAUACCAACUUACAUCAUGUCCCUCUUCCCUAUGCCAAGUAAAGUUCAAAAGCAGGUGGACAAAUUAAGGAGAUCCUUUUUAUGGGAAGGUAACAGUGAAGGUCACAAUCCAUUUGGUAAAAUGGGCAACUGUAACUCAACCAAAGUCACAAGGUGGUCUGGGCAUUAGAGAUUUAUCAAAACACAACAAGAGUUUGCUAAUGAAGUGGCUUUGGAGAUAUAGGCAAGAAGACACUAGCUUAUGGAAGGAAAUAGUGAAAGCCAAAUAUGGUCAACUGGAUAAUUGGAGUACUAGAACCACUAGAGCUCCUCAUGGGGUUGGGCCCUGGAAACACAUUAACAGCCUAAAGGAAGUCUUCCAACAAGAAGUGUCCUUCAAAGUUGGUAAUGGAGCGCAUGUGAAAUUUUGGAAGGACAAGUGGCUAGGGAACUUCACACUACAAGAAACCUAUCCAUCUUUAUUCCAACUAGAUAGUGAUCCUAACUCAACAGUAGCACAAAAUAGAUCCAACAACACUUGGGAGGUCCUUUUCAGGAGAAAUAUGCAUGACUGGGAGAUAGAAGGGGUGUCGGAUCUACUUGGAAGGUUAGCAAACUUUAUAAUGAGUAUCCAACAAGCAGAUAAGCUAAGAUGGGGCACUUCUAAGAAAGGUGCAUACACAGUGAAGGAAGGCUACAACAAACUUGGUGCAUCGAAUGAAGUUAUUGACAUGUGGCCUUGGAAGCUAAUCUGGAAAACCAAACUGCCUACAAAGGUCAGCUGUUUUGCAUGGACGACUCUUAAAGGUGCUAUUUUGACCCAAGACAAUCUUUGUAGGAGGAGCUUCCAGAUUGUGAAUAGAUGCCACAUGUGCCAGUUAAAUUCAGAAUCAAUCAACCAUCUAUUUUUGCAUUGCACAGUGGCUACAGAUCUCUGGCGCAUGUUUUUCUCAAUUUUUGGUAUCAGCCGGACACUACCUCAGAGCAUUAAGGAAGCAGUUGAAAGUUGGAGCUUUUGGAAAGUUAGCAAGGCCAUCAAAAAUAUCUGGAAAAUGGUCCCAGGGUGCAUAUUUUGGUGUCUUUGGACAGAAAGGAAUCGAAGAUGUUUUGAUGGCAUUUCAACUCCUAAUCACUUCUUGAAAGCUAGAUGUCUGGUGUAUCUUUUUAAUUGGAGUAAUAUCUCCCCUGUAAACAAUGCUAUUCCCUUUCUAGACUUUAUUGGCUCAAUGAGCCUGGCCUGAUGGCUUAUUUUUAUUUUUUUGGUUAGCUCCCUAUUAGAAUAGAGCAUGAUGUACUGGAGCUAACAUCUCUUCUUUUGUACUAUUUGCAUCUUCUUGAUGCCAGCAAUACAACACCUUACUUCAUCAAAAAAAAAAGAUACGAAGUAAAGUUUUUCA
This is a messenger RNA of Nicotiana tabacum (common tobacco), 7352 nucleotides long. The record is from RefSeq and is a predicted model, not a curated record. Lineage: Eukaryota; Viridiplantae; Streptophyta; Magnoliopsida; Solanales; Solanaceae.